GCCCCCAUCGUGCAUGCUUCGUAGUUACGCGUAAUGAUAGUUUGCGGCGUAUGUACGUUCGUGAGUUGACUAGUUGAUCGUUUAAUAUUUAUUCUUUUUUUUACGGGAAAAGCAUAGUUUGUUCGAAUCGAUUCUGUGUGUUGUAACGUGACAAGUGAUACCCGAGUGCAACGUUCCAAAUGCUUUUCAAAACGAUUCGCGUGACUUUGAUAUUUGUCGAGAAGCGUUAACAUUUGAAUUUAUUGGAAAUUUCGUCGGAAUCGAAAGGACUAUUAAAUAUUGAACGAAGAUUUAUCGAAAAGAAUGUACUUGAAAGAGGCGAGUAAACGGUCGAAUAGUUUGUCGGUUCACGCGUAACGGACGUACACCGUACGCGACCCAUUCGAAAUCUCGACAAGUAAACACGCAGCCUCGCGUUCAGGACGAAGUGGUUUGUGUUUGACGACAAAUAUUGCGAGGAUCGGUCAAGCUUGUUCGUCGACGUGUACUCGUAACCGACGAGAGUCUUUCCUCUUCCUUCUCCCGCGUAACAACACGUUUUUCCGCGAUCGGUAACGGAGCCGAGAUAUAUCGAUAUCCUUUGACGGCGAAACGUGUGCAUCGAUAUAUCGUGGGAACACGAUUUCCAUUCUGAGAAAUCGAUCAUGGCGGUUCUUGGAUUCGCGAAACGCGGGCUUUGAAGUGUUUUCUUCGUAAACUAUUUCUUCGAUGAAGUCUCGGAAAAUGACGACACCGGUGGAAUGUGGCCUGAUCGUUCUUUCGUUUCUGACCACGAUCUGCCAAGCCAACGAAUUGAAGGACUAUUGUUCCAUGCACAAAUUCGACAAUUUGCCAGGUGGUUUGAGAUUCACGAAGGAGGUCGUGUCGACGGAAUAUGCCAACAUCGGAACGUUCAAAGCCCUUCAUUGCUGUCUACGGGGCUAUAGGAGCAUCGAAUGGUACAAGGACAACAGGGCUUAUCCUUGGCCAGGUGGCGAGAGCCGUUUCAUCCUGUACCCGGAGAGCGCGAACCAGACGAUUUACGCGCAAAUGGUGGGAGCCUCGGAUGCGGGACGAUAUUCCUGUCGUGCUAGAAACGAUACGACCAUCCUCGAAGGAGACAUCACUCUCGCCGUUCUUGGAGAGAAAUUCGGCGGGUACACGGGGAAACCUCUGCCAACGUACAGGCCAGCUUCGCAAUUGGUACCCCUGGGAGGAGCGGCCAGAUUGUUUUGCGAAGCUUAUCUGGGAAAGGUCAAGCUCCCGGAUGCGAAGAAUUCGGUGGCCUGGUCGAAGAGCGACAGCAACAUCACUCUACCGAGUCACGGAAGAAUCUCUCAGCACAGGGUGUCCAGAGAAAACAAUCAGAUCAUCGGCUCUUAUUUGGAAAUCGAGGACAUAACUCUGGAAGAUUACGGGGAGUACAAGUGCGAAGUUAGCAACGGCGUGGACGAGGAGAUCACGUUACCCGCUCACGUUUACCGACAAGAACCACAGUUCGCGUUGGGACUUCAAAAUGGAUCCUGGAGGAAGUCGUUCCUGCUCGGCGUACUGGUGCUAGUUCUCCUGAUCUCAGCCGGCGCGUUUUACGCAAGAUGCUGGCUACCUUUGGUGCUGUUUUGUCGCGACAAGUUCGCUCCUCUCGAGGAGAACGAUGGAAAGGAAUGCGACGCGCUGAUCUGCUACCACGAAAAGGACGCCAACCUGGCUGUCGGUAUAGCGAUACCUACCCUAGAGACCAGACAUCGAUACAAGUGCACGCCGCUCGAGCUCUCUCACCUGAAUCAGAAUUGGAACCUGGAGAUCGGUCCGCACGCUGCCUCCUGUCGUAGGAUCGUUGUCGUGCUGAGUCCCGCGUCCCUGGAAAACGUUUGGAACGAGACGAGCGUUGGGACGAUUCUGAAACAGCUGUCGACGCUCGUGACGCGGACGAUAGUGAUCGUCACGAAAGAUAUACCGGACGUGGCGACGAUUGCGAAGCGAUCGACCCGAGGUUGCGAUACCGGUGAUCUUUCCCUGGAUCGUUUAAAAAUUUUGCAUUGGAACGAGGGUGGCGGGAGCGUCGGAGUCAUUUGCGGUGGUGGUGCCGGCGGCGGUGGCGGAAAUGGGGGUGGCGGUUCGAAUAAUCAAAAAUUCUGGUACCAGUUUAGACUAGCGAUGCCACCCGUUCGACCAAUCGGCGACGAGACCGGGUGCCAAUCGGUCGCUAUGAUCGUUCAAGCGAACGAAAAGUGCGGACAACAAAAGGCUCGGUCGCGCGAAAGUCUCGAGGUUCUUGUUUAAAUAGUCGAAAGUAUCGAAAAACGAGCGCGUACCAACUUUUCUUUCCCGCUUCCACGAACCCGCCGUUCGAAUGGACAUCGUUCGAGAGAAUUCCCGAGAAUUCCCGCUCGAUUUUUACGAUCGAUCUUGCGAGACUUUCCCAACGAACGGGAUGUUUCCUCGUAAAAUAUUCAAAUACGCGUAUAACUAUGUACGGAAAUUCCCAUUUUUAAUGUCUCGAAAUUGUCUUUAUUAUUUAUCGUUUAACCCUAUCGAAUGACGACGAGAAGAUCGUCUCGUUUCGUUUUGUUUGCAACAUUGACGAAUCGCUGGUACGCGACGAAACAUUUCUCGAUAUUUGUCCAUUGUAGCAUGAUAUACAUAGAAAAACCGAAACCGAGAAACGCGUAGUCUUCCUUCACGCGAGUGUUAAAAACUUUUAAACGGAUUCUAUCCGAAGCGAUCGGAUACAGUCCCUUUUCCGAAUUUUCAUUCAUUCCAUGCGUCAUGUUUGAUUCGUAUUAAAGGGAAUCGCUCUUCGAACGAGUACGAAUUGAAAAUCUAUACCCGACGAAAUUCUAUAUCUAUAUAUAUAUAAUCUUCGAUGGGUGCACACGUUUCUCAGUUCCUAGAAUUAUCCCAUACAACGUUCGUGCGUUACGCACUGUUGCGUUGCAGAGUUAGAGAAACGUUGCUUUGCUGCUAGAAAACCAGCUCGGGACGAAUUUCUUUUAAAGCGAGGCCCGACAGAGAAAAAAAAAGGAAACGAAUCUCAUUGUUUGCGUUGCGUAAUCACUCAUCGCUGGGCUUCUUUCCUCUGUUUGUAUAUAUUGCAUACUUAUCGGUGCUCUCUUAUUUAUUUAGCUAGUUACGUUUUAUUUAUAACCGUUAAAAUUGAUCGAUUUUCGUUAACGAAUCCGAAAACGCACGAGCAACGCGCAUCUACGUUUCCGGGAACACUUUUCUAAGCGUGUUUCACUUGUCAAAGAUACGUGACGAGAUCAACGAACGCGUAAGUAUUUUCUACUGUUUUGUAUAUACACGUACCAGAGGAAAAGGAUACAUACGUCAUAUACGACGCGCGCGCGCGCGCGUGUACACGCCAAUUUUUAUACUGUUCUUUGGGGAUCAUCGUUUCAUCGAGCGACUACUGGAGACUUAGAGAAUUGUAUCCGAGAACGUAACGAAAACGAUAAUACUAUACCUGUAAUUCUAAAAUAAUUAUCGCCUAUAGCCGGUGGUCUGUUUUAAUCUAUAAACGAAAUCGUGACGGAGAAAAGAAAAAUAUUUAAGGAAACUCGAGGGACCCUCGAGACAUAUCUGCCGCUCAACACCCGUUAAUAUAGAUUUUUCUUUAAAUCUCGCGUUGUUUCUCGUUUAACAUCGUUUUUAGAUUAAAAUGGAGCAUUCUCUUAAACCACGUAUUAUGUAUACCGUAGUUGUUAAUCGCGUAAUUGUACUUUAGGCGUCACGGACGGAUUCUCGCGAGGUGAGCUUAAUUUUAAUAUCGCAUAGUAAUCUCUUUACUGUCAGUAUUACAAUACACUAGUGUACUUGACUCGCGAGAACACGCUAGGACGAUCCGCGUCGCGAGCGAUCGUUGCGAGCCGAGUAAGCAGAGUAUAGACAUAGACGUUACACUCGUUUCUUCGUUUAGCAAUAAGAACUGAUACGACGGGGCAAGCGCGUCGUCUGAAACUUGUUCUUUCUUUCUUUCUUUUUUUUUUUUUUUUAAAUAGAUUCUGAAACGGAGAAUAAUCUAAGAAACGGAACAGAACGAAAGAAAUAUGGCAUGUUUGUUUUUCUUUAUCGUUUUGUGUCGUACCACUAGAAUCGACGAAUUGAAACUGUUUCUGUGAAUGUGGAACACGUUCGAGACACCCGUUAGAGGUACGCGUUCCAUGCGUAAAAACAUGUCUGAGUAAAACCCUGUGAACCAAAAAUUGAAACUCUGUUUCUUCUUCAUGCCGUCACAGGCUGCAGCGGAGAUUGUUGUUCGUGAAAUUCAAUAAAAAAAUAAAUAAAUAAAAAAAAUAAAAAACAAGAAUAUUUAUAUUUACAGAAAUCGUUUGAUUGUUACUUUUUAUCUUAAUUAUCGUAGAAAAUAAAUUACACUUCGAAAACAUGCUGAAACCACUGCCGAUUUAUUGUUAUGUAGAAACGUGUUUGUUGUACGGCCGUCGUUUAUUCGAGAGAUCUAAAGAGUGAUUUUGAGAAACCGUUUAAGGAAGAGAAAAAGACAUUGUAUUAUUAACAUAAAUAAUGCUCUAGAUCUAUAUUUUUCAUUUGUAAUAAUAAAAUUACAUAGGCACUUA
This is a messenger RNA of Hylaeus anthracinus, 4556 nucleotides long. RefSeq names its product interleukin-1 receptor accessory protein-like 1-B. The transcript has 7 exons. The coding region runs from base 709 to 2262 and encodes 517 amino acids. The record is from RefSeq and is a predicted model, not a curated record. Lineage: Eukaryota; Metazoa; Arthropoda; Insecta; Hymenoptera; Colletidae.